AUGUCACAUCCAGGAUCAAAGUGGUCCUAUAUCGGUCCUGAUGGAGAAAAACUGUGGCCGAAGAAGUACCCUUUUUGUGGAGGAGUCUUCCAGUCUCCCAUUGACUUCCACAAUGAUAUUCUCCAGUAUGAUUCCACACUUUUGCCAAUAGAACUGGAAGGCUAUAACGUAUCUUCUGCUGUCAAGUUUCUUUUGACCAAUAAUGGACAUUCAGUAAAAAUGAAUCUUUCUUCUGCCAUGCGCAUCCGGAAUCUCUCUUUCCAGUACUCGGCAGCGCAGCUCCACUUGCACUGGGGAAAUCGGAACAAGCAGGAAGGAUCCGAACACACAGUCAGUGGGAGGCAUUUUGCUGCUGAGCUGCACAUUGUUCAUUAUAACUCUGACCGAUAUCCGGAUCCGAAAUCAGCAGUCGACAAGUCCAGUGGGCUGGCUGUCCUGGCAGUCCUGAUUGAGACAGGCCAAUUCAAUCCAUCGUAUGAAAAGAUCUUCAGCCAUUUCCAGCACGUGAAAUACAAAGAUCAGGAAACAAUUGUUCCAGGUUUCAAUGUCCAAGAUUUGCUCCCAGAUAGACUGGAUGACUACUACCGCUAUGAAGGAUCUUUGACCACACCUCCAUGCUAUCCAACUGUUCUCUGGACAGUUUUCCGAAAACCUGUACAAAUUUCAGCAGAACAGCUGCUGGCUCUGGAAACCACACUAUACUGCACCCAGUCGAACGAUCCUGCCCCUCUUGAAAUGGUGGACAAUUUCCGGAGAGUUCAGGAAUUUGAUGAAAGGCUGGUUUCUGUCUCCUUCCAACAAGGUUUUGUCCUCUUUGUGGUAUUAGCCAGCGUCCUCGGCAUUGUCUUUGUUGCCAUGGUAGCCUUUUGGCUGAUUCGAAGGAAGAGCCUCCAAAGGGCAAAGGAAGAGAAAGGGGUAAUCUACAAGCCAGCGGUCACCACAGAGGAGGAGGUGGAGGAGAACCUCUCCAAAGCUUAAACUUCUGCAGUGCUAAAGCUUUACCCGGCCUUGAAGGCUGGAUGAGCCAAGCUUUAUUGACUCUUUGCCAUGUUUAUCGGCCAAGUUGGGUUUUCUGAUUCCUUGAGUGCAGAGAGGGCUCUUCUCCCUGGUGCAACAGGAUUUGAGAAGGCAAACAGAGACUGGUGUGAAGGGAUCUCCCUCCAAAGAACCACAUAAUGGUUUAGGAGAGGUUCAGGGGCUUGCUUAAUCUUAUAGCAUCUAAAUGUGAGAUUUAUGAAUGAUAUAAAUAAUAAUAAUAAUAAUAAUCUGCCUCAAAAAAAGCUGCUCAUGUUUAUCUACUGAAUAGAUGAAUCUCACAUUUGAUGAGAUUCUAACCCAUGAAAUUAUUACUACUAACAUGUAUUAGGAAUAGAUCACCAGGAUACUUAAGUGUUGAUGUUAACUUCUUAGAGGCAUAAUGUGUAGUUCAGUUAUCUCUUUUAAGUCCACUGAUUUCAACAGGGCUUACCUGUCUGCUUAAUCUCUUCCAUUUAAGGCUAAGAUAAGCUAUAUCAGACAUGACUGCUAAGAAAUGCAUGGGGGCUUAUUCCAUGGGUGUAGAAUUAUGGCCUAUGUUUUGUACUUGGGUCUCUGGAAUCGAAGACCAAGCAUCUCAGGUUUUAAGAAUAGUCCAGACCGAAGAAGGCUGGCUCAGGUAGUUAAUGAGUAAAACAUGGGUCAAAUGAAAUACUGAUGCCAUCUACUCUGAGAUUAUGGUGAACUAAUAUUAUCGGAGGGCUACAUAAAUCUUGUUUCCUUCCUACGGUGACCUCUAGGGAAGCUGCAGUUUUCUACAGGAGAGUCUACUUUAUUAUAAUCAUGAAAAUCUCUUACAGAUAAUGUGC
This is a messenger RNA of Python bivittatus (Burmese python), 1844 nucleotides long. Lineage: Eukaryota; Metazoa; Chordata; Lepidosauria; Squamata; Pythonidae. The record is from RefSeq and is a predicted model, not a curated record.